Wyeomyia smithii (pitcher-plant mosquito) is the source of this 444-nucleotide messenger RNA. RefSeq lists its product as uncharacterized. The record is from RefSeq and is a predicted model, not a curated record. NCBI's taxonomy places the organism in Eukaryota, Metazoa, Arthropoda, Insecta, Diptera, Culicidae. Bases 1 to 444 code for a protein of 147 amino acids. The transcript has a single exon.
AUGUGUACCGACGCUAAAGAAUGGCAUAAUCGGCUCCCAUUGGUUCUGCUCGGUCUUCGAACCGCUUAUCGUGAGGAUCUGAAGUGUUCAUCUGCAGAGCUGAUAUACGUUCAAGCGCUUAGAGUUCCCGGCGAAUUCUAUGAUUUACCGGCAAGUAACAUCGAUCGCACUGAACUAGCUGCUAAACUACACAAAACAUUCGCGGAUCUUAAAGCGCCCGCAGCAUCUCGCCACACAAAUGAAAAAGCGUUCGUGCAUCCAAAACUGAAGGACUGCAGCCAUGUAUUCAUUCGCGUAGACGCUGUCAAAAAACCACUCCAGCAACCCUUCGAAGGACCCUACAAGGUGAUAGCGAGGAACGAGAAAUGUUUCGAUAUUUUGAUCUCGGGAAAAAAGGUGACGGUUUCAAUUAAUCGGAUUAAGCCGGCUCAUAUAUACGCUUAA